Messenger RNA from Amoebophrya sp. A120, 1281 nucleotides. The record is from the annotation of a GenBank genome assembly. Lineage: Eukaryota; Dinophyceae; Syndiniales; Amoebophryaceae.
AUGCUCUCCCUCUCCCGCCGGCGCAAUGCGGGCGAUUUGCUCGGUACGAUUUUUCCGGGGUACAAGGAGAAACUGUGGGCCAAGUACUCGGUGGACAUGAAGAAGCAGAUGAUCGGGCGCCAAAACGACAAGUUCGAGAGUAUCGAAAGGAAAAAUCCCCCUUCCCAAUAUCGAAACGAAGUUUCUGAUGCUGAAUCUGCGCUACACAAAUCAGAUUUGUCUUGCAGAAAGUGCUUGGCGGCAUUUUCUGAACCUGUUUGAUCAUGCAGAAGGCUAGCAAUUGCGCAUGGCAAACAGGUUUGCAGUAGUCGAACGCGCAUGACAGACUUGCUCACGAACGCGUUAAAUGCUUCCUAUGACCCUAUAUGCAAGACAAAGAUGAUUUGUGGCCACAAAUCUGCAUCACCACAUGAUUUGUGGCCACAAGACAAAGAAGAUUUGUUGGGGGUGAGGGACCCCCAACGAGGUCUGCGGAUAUCGGGAGGAAAACAGGCAUAAAUCUGCAUCACAAAUUUCUGUUUUGAUAUGGGGAGGGGGGAUUUUUCCUUUUGAUAGAGAGCGCGCUGAAGACCCACCAACAGUGGGGCAAGAUGCUGACCAGCUACAAGACCUACGAAAAGUCCUACGAGCCAACCUACAAGUCCCGCAAACCCUCGGUGGACUGGCGGCGCCAGGAAAUCCGGGGGACGUUGCACGCCGGAAAAUUUUACGAGGGCCCGGCCAUCGGGACGGGCGGUGCCGCGGUUGCGGCCAUCCCUUCGGACUACACGCCCGGGAAUACGUUUGACCGCAUGUCCGCGAACUUCCCGAACAAUCUGUUUUCGGAGGAGGAGUGGAAAAUGCGCAAGCAGUACCGCUCCUGGGACAUGGUGAAAGUGCUGUACUACAUGACUGGCGGACUUUUUCUCUACCGAUUGACAACCGAGUGGCCGGUCGUGUGGUGCUGAUCAGAGGUCGUGCCGUGGUGUACAGAGCAAAUAAGCUGAUUUUGAUGUAUGGGGCUGUUCUGGAGAGCAGUGGUUCAAUCGAUAGUGGCAAUGCCUAUAGAAAUGGUGAGCGGGCUGCUGUAACGUGGAAGGAGAUGACUACACUUUUUUGAAGAAAGCCAAAGCAUCAUUGUCAAGGGCAAUCGCAAUUGCCGAAGAUACUAUGUACUUAGACGUCAAGAUGACUCCUACCCGAAGUCGAAACGUUGUUCGUAUUCGUUUUCAAUUUUGUACUAAACACCGAUUAGCGUAGCCGCGUUCUUUUUCCCAAUAUGAAUGCGACGAUUUUUGUUUC